Molecule: messenger RNA, 982 nt
Organism: Caretta caretta (loggerhead turtle)
Lineage: Eukaryota; Metazoa; Chordata; Testudines; Cheloniidae
Product: heat shock protein beta-7-like
Source: RefSeq, a predicted model, not a curated record
UCCCUCUCCCAGCAGUGACCCACCCGUCUCCUCCGCGGGCCGGCACCAGUGCCAUGGCGUCCGUCAGCUCGUCCUCCACCUAUCGCUCGGAGCGGAUCAGCACCUACAGCCAGAACGCGCCCCCUGCCGAGCCCUGCUUCGAGCCCCGCGGGCGCUUUGGGGAGGAGGGGGACAGGAGCUCCCUGCGCCACGGCCCCUUCGCCGCGCGGGCCCGGGACUCUUAUGGAUACACAGGGUCUCCGGGCUCCGUGCGCCCCUGCAGCCUGGGCAGCAACGUGCGAGCCGGGGGCGACACGUACCAGGUGACGGCCGACGUGAGCCAGUUCGAGCCGCAGGACGUGGUGGUGACCACGUACAACUACCACAUCAUCAUCCAGGCCGAGAAGGUGGCAGAGGACGGCACCGUCUCCAACACGUUCACCCACAGGUGCCAGCUCCCCGAGGACAUGGACCCCCUGUCUGUCAGCUGUGCCCUCACCGACGCGGGCCUGCUGGUCAUCAAGGCCAAGCGGGGCGUGGCUGCCAAGGCGGGCGAGAUGCCCCUGCCGCUGUACCGCACCGAGGUCCAGCUGUGAAGCCCCUGGGCACAUCACCUGCCCCCCCCACCCCGCAACCUGACAGAUGAGCUGGGCAGGUGACCCACCACCCCGCCCGGCCACAUGUGUCGAGGGCGGGGGCAGCUGGCGGGGCCCAGCAUGCCCCGGGGUAAGGCAGGCUGGCUCAGUAGGCAGCCGGGCAGGCUGGGACCACGGGCUCCAUGGGCCUGCCCGGCUGCAUGGCUGGGGCACGCACGCUGCUCCUGGCGUGCGAAGGGCUGCCCUGGGCCAGGCUGAGCCAGUCACUCACCCAAGCCCGUUGCACUGGGGCUCCCUGGGCCUGGCGCCGUCCUGUGUGGGGGCCCGUGCUACUGGCUCCCAGCACCUGGCUGGUGGCUCACCCCGGCUCCUGUUUGGAAUAAAGGUUUCUCCCACACAUGGCUGUG